Molecule: messenger RNA, 2140 nt
Organism: Nelumbo nucifera (sacred lotus)
Lineage: Eukaryota; Viridiplantae; Streptophyta; Magnoliopsida; Proteales; Nelumbonaceae
Product: internal alternative NAD(P)H-ubiquinone oxidoreductase A1, mitochondrial-like
Cellular component (GO): mitochondrion
Molecular function (GO): NADH dehydrogenase activity
Source: RefSeq, a predicted model, not a curated record
UAGUGUCCUACUUAGGAAUCCCGCGUCUCCGAGGACACCAUCAGUCGGUAGUGUUGUCUGGAUCUGAUUCUCCCCACAUGUUCAUUCGUGAUCGGUUACGUAAUCCGUUUAUGCACAGCAGGGCGAUCAACAGGUCCCGAGUCAAAUACGUUCUGCGUAAUUGAUAACUCACAAAGAUUCAAUAGAAAGAAGGAAGAAGUCAAGAUUAUAAAUUUGGCAGAGAUUUUACUCGUCCUGACGCUCUGUUUUUCUCUUAUAUUCGUUUCCAUGUAAAAUCACAGAAUUCAAUACAGGAAAGAAGAGAAACGCGCAUAGACACAAUGACUUGGUUGAGAAACCUCAUUCACGUCGGGUCAUCAUCGAUCAAUCCCAGAACCAGGAACACAUCUUUGCUAUUUCUACCCACAUCUUUGAAGCAUUUCACCUCCGAGCCAAACCUUCAAGGCUCAUCUUCGAACAUCCCUCGGUACUCUGGUCUCGAGCCGACAAAGCCCGAUGAAAAGCCGAGGAUUGUGGUUCUGGGUUCUGGUUGGGCUGGUUGCCGUCUCAUGAAAGGUAUCGAUACCAAUAUCUAUGACGUCGCCUGCGUGUCGCCUCGGAACCAUAUGGUCUUUACUCCUUUAUUGGCCUCCACUUGUGUUGGGACUCUUGAGUUUCGAUCGGUAGCCGAACCCAUUGGAAGGAUUCAACCAGCAAUAUCACGAGCACCAGGCUCCUACUUCUUUCUUGCUCAUUGCAAGGGCGUCGAUACCGAUAAUCAUGUGGUGCACUGCAAGACUAUUACUGAUGGAGCAAAAAACUUAGAGCCUUUGGAUUUUAAGAUUUCAUAUGAUAAGUUGGUCAUUGCAUCGGGCGCAGAGGCUUCUACUUUUGGAAUCCAAGGUGUGAAAGAAAAUGCAAUAUUUCUUCGUGAAGUUUCUCAUGCUCAGGAGAUACGUAGAAAGUUACUCCUAAAUCUAAUGCUCUCUGAUGUCCCUGGGGUUUUGGAUGAAGAAAAGAAGAGACUUUUACACUGUGUUGUUGUAGGAGGUGGUCCAACUGGUGUUGAAUUCAGUGGUGAACUUAGUGACUUCAUCAUAAGAGACGUUCAUCAAAGAUAUGCCCAUGUGAAAGAUUACAUUCAUGUGACUCUGAUUGAGGCAAAUGAGAUUCUGUCAUCCUUUGAUGAUAGCUUGCGUAUAUAUGCCACAAAGCAGUUGACUAAGUCAGGAGUUCGUCUUGUCCGUGGAGUUGUCAAGGAUGUGAAAUCCCACAAAGUAAUUCUCAAUGAUGGAACAGAGGUUCCUUAUGGGUUGCUAGUGUGGUCUACUGGUGUUGGUCCCUCACCUUUCAUAAACUCUUUACAACUUCCAAAAACUCAAGGUGGAAGGAUUGGUGUAGAUGAGUGGUUACGAGUUCCUUCUGUGCAGGAUGUGUUCUCAAUUGGUGAUUGUAGUGGGUUUCUUGAAAGUACUGGAAAACCAGUACUUCCAGCUCUGGCUCAGGUUGCUGAGCGGCAAGGAAAAUAUCUAGCAGAUCUAUUGAACAGGAUUGGUAAAGCUGGUGGAGGACAUGCAAAUGGUGCAAGGGACAUAGAAUUAGGGGACCAAUUUGUUUAUAAGCAUUUGGGAAGCAUGGCUUCUAUUGGCAGAUACAAGGCUCUUGUGGACCUCAGGCAGAGUAAGGAGGCAAAAGGGUUGUCUCUUGCAGGAUUUAUUAGUUGGUUUAUUUGGAGAUCAGCAUAUCUCACUCGGGUGGUAAGCUGGAGGAAUAGGUUUUAUGUGGCAAUCAAUUGGGCUACCACAUUUAUAUUUGGUCGUGAUAUAAGCCGGAUUUAGAAUCAAGAUAAUGGAUUUGUUAAGGUGUUAUUAGAUGAUCAGCGUACAUGAUACUGCAACCUGUGUGAUCAGCUGGAGAAGUGAAUUCAGUGUUGUCAAUCAUUUGGAGUUUCCACGUAUGAUCUAGUGAAGCUGCAAUCCAAAAUUGGAAGUUAGAUAUAUUGUUUAUGCUUUUCAGGCGAAAUUUUACCGUGUAUAUGUUGGUAUAUAAUUUUUUUGCCCAACAUGAAAUAAAAUCGAAAAGGGUUGUUGGGCCCACUAAGAGGAAGGAGAUCAAAUUGACAAAUUGGAAAGAAAAUUACAAAUUGGAACUUGUCACUGAA